UCUGUCCCUCUGAUCAAAACACUCGAUAAUCUACAUCAAAAGAUCGAUUUAUCUGCGAUCAGCUGGUCUUCCCUGACUUCCACUUCCACUUCCACUUGCACUUGCACACACCGCUGACGCAUUACACUACAACCGGGUAACAAUCAUUAUCUUUAGCCAUGGCGGAUCCUAGAAUACGGCAAAUUAGGAUUAAAACUGGCAUCGUUAAAAGGCUGGCCAAAGAGAAGAUCUCGUACAUAACUGAGACAAAGCAGCAGGAGGAGAAGAUCGAGCACCUGAAAGCAGAAGGAGGAGAUGUCUACGUCAUCAAGAAGCAGAUGGAGGUUUUGCAAGAGUGCAGGAUGAUGAUCCCUGACUGCCACCGGCGUCUCGCUGUGGCGCACGCAGAUCUGCUUCAGUUAUUGGAAACAGAGGAGGAUUUGGGCGAAUCAGAGGAGUACAAAGAGGCUAGGAACGUAUUGGACUCAGUGAAGCUUGAAGGAUGAUUCCUGAUCUGUUUCUGUUCUCACUGUGAGAUUCACUCGCUACUAGUCCAUUCCUUUUGUCAGGCCUUGUUUGGAACCGUGGCAGCAAACUGAAUCCAUUCAAAUCUCUGCUCUUGAUGUAAUUAUUUCUCCUGUUGACUGUUAACGUGUCAGCACAUUCGUUCAUGCUUCACCUGUGUGUAAAAUCCACAAGAAUGCGAUAGAACGUUCACUUCAUUUACAGUAGAGGAGUGGAGGGUUUUUCCUCAAUUCAUUUGUCAUACUGAUGCACGGUUUGGACUUCAUAGACAGGUGUCUUUUCUGUAGUUGUAACCAUUUUAAUGUUGUGGGUCCACUGUUCAUUUUACAUUGGAGGGCUUUACACGCUUCACCAGUGUAAAACACAAGACCACUGUAGAAGAAGUUCUACAGCUUAAAGUGACCAUUUAGAAAAAUGCAUUUCAUUGUGCUUUCCUUUUGUAUGUGAAGCUCGCACAACCUUAAAUGGCUUUAACCCUUGAAGAUGAUGCAGCCCUGAAUAAAUGGUCUUAUCCUUG
Monopterus albus (swamp eel) is the source of this 1021-nucleotide messenger RNA. RefSeq names its product tubulin cofactor a (gene tbca). The transcript has 4 exons. The record is from RefSeq and is a predicted model, not a curated record. Gene Ontology annotation, biological process: post-chaperonin tubulin folding pathway; tubulin complex assembly. Gene Ontology annotation, cellular component: microtubule cytoskeleton; cytosol. The coding region runs from base 159 to 485 and encodes 108 amino acids. Gene Ontology annotation, molecular function: beta-tubulin binding. Lineage: Eukaryota; Metazoa; Chordata; Actinopteri; Synbranchiformes; Synbranchidae.